AGAGUCCUCUGGGAUGGGAACCACGCCGCUUCCCACCCUCAGUUCCAGGAGCGAAGCGCGGACCUUUCAACAAGAGCUUUAUUGAUUCUCUCGCUGGGCUCCCGCAACGCCAUGGAGGCAGCCAAUUGCUCCCUGCGGGUGAAGCGACCCUUGCUGGAUCCCCGCUUCGAGGGCUACAAGCUGUCUCUCGAGCCGCUGCCCUGCUACCAGCUGGAGCUCGAUGCAGCUGUAGCAGAAGUAAAACUUCGGGAUGACCAGUAUACACUGGAGCACAUGCAUGCUUUUGGAAUGUAUAAUUAUCUGCACUGUGAUGCCUGGUAUCAAGACAGUGUCUACUACAUUGAUAGCCUUGGGAGGAUCAUGAACUUAACAGUGAUGCUGGACACUGCCUUAGGAAAACCUCGAGAGGUUUUUCGUCUUCCUACAGAUUUGACAGCAUAUGACAAUCGUCUUUGUGCAUCUAUCCAUUUUACAUCCCCUACCUGUGUUACCUUGUCAGAUGGAACUGGAAGAUUAUAUGUCAUCGGAACAGGUGACCGUGGAAAUAAUCCUGAAAAAUGGGAAAUUGUGUUUAAUGAAGAACUUGGGAAUCCGUUUAUUAUAAUUCACAGUAUCUCGUUGCUGAAAGCUGAAGAACAUUCAGUAGCUGUGCUUCUUCUUCGAAUAGAGAAGGAGGAAUUGGACAUGAAAGGAAGUGGUUUCUAUGUUUCUUUGGAGUGGGUCACUGUCAGUAAGAAAAACGAAGACAGUAAAAAGUAUGAGAUUACGAAGCAUCACGUUCUCCGUGGAAAGUCGGUGCCACAUUACGCUGCUGUCGAGCCUGACGGAAACGGUCUCAUGGUUGUGUCCUAUAAGUCCUUCAAGGUUGUUUCGGUUGAUCAGGAGCUUGAAGAAAGUAUGGAUGAAGACAGGUCAGAGAAAAUCAAAGUAGAACCUCUGUAUUACUGGCAGCAAACUGACGAUGAUUUGACAGUAACAGUAAGGCUUCCAGAAAACUGUGCAAAGGAAGAUAUUGAAAUACGGUUUUUGCCUGAUAACAUCAGCGUUAUGCUGAAGGAUGUCCAGGUUUUGGAAGGAAAGCUCUAUUCAUCUAUUGAUCAUGAAAGCAGUGCAUGGACAAUUAAAGAGAAUGACAGCUUGGAGAUUACCUUGAUUAAGAAGAAUGAAGGUCUGAUGUGGCCAGAGCUGGUCGUUGGUGAUAAACAGGGGGAACUCAUAAGGGACCCAGCCCAGUGUGCUGCAAUAGCAGAACGCUUGAUGCACCUGACCUCCGACGAACUGAAUCCAAAUCCAGAUAAAGAGAAACCUCCAUGUAAUGCUCAGGAAUUAGAAGAAUGUGAUAUUUUCUUUGAAGAGAGCUCCAGUUUAUGCAGAUUUGAUGGCAAUACAUUAAAAACAACCCAUGUGGUGAAUCUUGGCAGCAACCAGUAUCUGUUCUCAGUCACCGUGGAUCCUAAAGAAAUGCCCUGUUUCUGUCUGCGCCAUGACGUCGAUGCCCUCCUCUGGCAACCGCACUGCAGCCAGCAGGAUGACAUGUGGGAGCACAUCGCCACCUUCAAUGCCCUAGGUUAUGUCCAAGCAUCAAAGAGAGACAAGAAAUUUUUUGCCUGUUCUCCAAACUCCUCCUAUGCAGCCCUCUGUGAGUGCCUUCGCCGAGUGUUCAUCUAUCGGCAGCCUGCUCCCAUGUCCACUGUGCUCUACAACAGGAAGGAAGGCAGGCAUGUGGGCCAGGUUGCUAAGCAGCAAGUAGCAAGCCUAGAAACCAAUGAUCCUAUUUUAGGCUUUCAGGCAACAAACGAGAGAUUAUUUGUUCUCACUACCAAAAACCUCUUUUUAAUAAAAGUAAAUACAGAGAAUUGAUCCUCCAAUAUUUGGCUGAAAUCAAGUAUCCAGUGGUACCUGGAGGGCUAGACAGUUGUCCUGUAACUUGUUAGGUUUUACUGUGUUAACUACAAACAUCCUUUAUGAAGUUUUAUUUUUAAAGGGUAUUGGAAAUGUAUUCAAGAGAUUAUGAAUCUGUAAAAGCUAUGUGAUAGAUGAAGCUACAGAUUUAGAGAAAUUGGCUUCUGUAAAAAAUGAAGCUAUUGGCAAAUAUAGUUAUUUUUUAAAACCUGAUGAUUAAAUCUCAUCUUUUAUAUGAAAAAAUAUGAAUUGAUUGUUUAAAAAUAAAACUAUUUAUCAUGUACCUAGCUCAUUGUUUAGAUUGGUAUAGUCACUCUAUAGAAUGUGUGGGUAGCAGUCAAACACUGAGUAUUAUAAAGUAUUUUAACAGGUUGAAAUCUACAGAAAAAUUGUUGUAAGUCUAGAGUUGUAAGAGUACAGCAGUGUUGAUGUUUGCUUAUAAACCUUAAUUAUUUUCAUAGUAAGCAUAGAUUUGCUUAUGUCAGCAUAGAUUUGCUCUACUAUAUCAGAGAAGCAUUUUCCAUUAUUGCAUAACCAAAUGCCACAAAAUUAGGUGUUUAUAAGAGAUUAUUCCAGCUGGGCGGUGGUGGCGCACACCUUUAAUCCCAGCACUCGGGAGGCAGAGGCAGGAGGAU
This is a messenger RNA of Microtus ochrogaster (prairie vole), 2537 nucleotides long. RefSeq names its product NudC domain containing 1 (gene Nudcd1). The record is from RefSeq and is a predicted model, not a curated record. NCBI's taxonomy places the organism in Eukaryota, Metazoa, Chordata, Mammalia, Rodentia, Cricetidae.